UUUCGCGUUUCCAGUUAGCGGUAUAAACUUCCGGCUGUCCGCGGCUCUGUAACGGAUCGGUGUAUUCGGUUGUGUUGUCGGUGUGUCCGUGAUGGCGGCGCUUCACCCCGGAGACCCGCAGCUCGUGUCGGUGAUCGUGAAUCAUCUGAAGACCGAAGGACUGUUCGACCAGUUCCGCAGAGACUGCCUGGCGGACGUGGACACAAAGCCGGCAUAUCUGCACCUGCGGCAGCGUGUUGACAACUUUGUGUCCAAUCAUCUGGCAAACCACACCUGGAGCCCACAGCUGAACAAGAACCAGCUGAGGAACAGCAUCAGACAGCUGGUGCAGCAGUCAGGUAUGCUGGAGCAGGGUGUGGACCGGAUCGUGGCUCAGGUUGUGGAUCCGAAGGUCCAUCACACCUUCCGUCCGCAGGUGGAGCGAAUCGUGCGCAGGUUCCUGUCUCCACACAGUCACCUGGAGGAGGAGGAGCUACCUGCUGUAGCCCCGCCCCUUCCUGCAGAACACCUGGAAGCUGAAGUGCUGAUCCAGGACGAUGCUGCUGUGAGUUGGAGUGCUGAUGUUCAGAUGUCAGAGAGUGCUGGUGCGGAGUCCAACCUGGAGCUCAGUGUGGAGGAGAUGGACAUCAGUCUGCCAGAGGAGGAGGAGGAGCUACAGCUGAAGGAGGAGGAGCCACUGCUGGAGGAGGAGGAGCAGCCACAGGUAAAGGAGGAGGAGCCACAUGUGAAGGAGGCAGAGCUGGAGACUCAGGAGGCGGUGCUAAAGGAGGAGCCAAAGGAGGAGGCAGACGCCAGCAAGGAGACCAGCAGUAAGUCCUCAGGGAAAAGCAGAGAGGAAAACCCGGAGACAGACUCCCAGAAGCCCACCAGCGUCAAGCAGAAGACCAGAGAGCGGCUGAGAGAAGAGUACUCCUUGGAGGACUCAGAUCUGGAGGGUCUGAGCGACAUCACAGUGAGUUCAGUUCACACCAGUGAUCUGUCCUCGUUUGAGGGCGACAGUGAAGAGGAUGAGGCUCCAUCUGAAUCCACAGAGGAGGGAGAGAUCAGCUCUGAGGAGGAUGGUGGCAGGAAGACUCCAGCAGACGGCUCAGACAGGAAGCCUCGAGGUGUGCGUCAGGGUUACGUCCACAAGCCCUUCCUGUAUUCUCGUUACUAUAGCGACUCUGAUGACGAGGUGACGGUGGAGCAGCGGCGGCGCUCUGUGGCUAAAGAGAAAGAGGAGCGCCUGCUGAAGCGGCAGCAGAACCGCGAGCGCAUGGAGGAGAAGCGCAGACUCAGAGCAGCCCAGAGAGAGGAGCAGGAGCGUAAGAAACAGGCGAGUGUGUGUGCGGAUGCAAGACCUCGAGCUAAAGAGGCUCGAAAAGAGAAGAAGUUCCUGGAGAAGAAGGUGGCUCUGAGCCGGCAGAGGAAGAGAGACUCCAGAAAAGAGGACGACAGGAAGAGGAGCGACACUGAAGGAGACUCACUCAACAAAGAGGUAAAGCCCGCAGGUCAGAGGUCAGGGCGUGUAGACGAGCAGCGCAGGAAGAAAUCCGACACAGAGGAGAAACUCUGCGACAGAAACCGCGUUCACUCCUUCAUCCUGGACCUGGAGUCGGGGACAGAGGAGCGGCAGAGGACUAAAACCGCUCGCAAGGAAGUGCACUUAAAAGACAAAGAGCGAAAGGAUGAACACAAGCUCAAACACAAACUCAAGAUGGACAGCAGAAAGUCCACAGACACCGACGAAAAAGAUGGAGGAGCUGGGAAAGGAGGAGCAGAGGAGAAGAAGGGGUCAAAGGUCAAACCAGACAGGAAGAGCUCCGUGACCUCCAAAGACACCAAAACACCAGAAGCUGCGGACGAAGCGAACCUGAAGAAAGGAAAGAUGGCCGCCGAUGCAAAAGACAAGGAGAAACCCAAGACAAGUGGUAAGAGUGAGUCAAAGCUGCUACGGCGUCUGGACUCCACCGGCUCCUCGGAGGAGAGGUCAGAGGUCGAGACGGGGUCAGAGGUCAACAGGAAGAAGGACAAGCACCCUAAAGAGAUGCUGAAGAGGUCAAAGAGUCACCCAGAGCCGCACCCUGAGGCGAGACCCGGGGAGAAGCUGAAGGUGCGAGCCGACAGGAGAGAUUCAUCAGUGGACAAAACUCAAGCACAGAAAUCCGGCUCUGAACCCGAGGGCGACGGCCGCAAGCCAGAGACCAGCCUGAAGAGUAAAACCCUGCUGGAGAAACACAGAUCCAAAUCCCAGAAUCCUGCUGGAGGAAAACCAGAGAGAAAAACUGAAGCCAAGAGUAAACCUGCAGAAGAUAAGAGAGAGGAGAAGAAAACCUCGGAGGAGAAGCUGAGAGACACAAAGGUGAGGAAACUGAAGGUGCAGAAGGACUCCAAGUUCGAGGAGGAGAGUCUGGACAGCGCUGCCGUCUCCAGCUCCACACCUGUAUCUGAUGACCCAUUCGCCGCUCUAAGCGACGUCACGCCCGAGUCAGAGGAUGAGGAGGUGGAGCCAAAAGAGCCCCGCCCACUGUCAGCAGAGGCCGACGCCCUCCUGAGCCUGAUGGACAUCUCUGUGCGGCGGGACGUGGAGGCCGAUAUGAAGAUGCAGGAGGCGGCGCUCACUCUGCUCUCCAUGGGUCCUGAUGCUGGACGCUCUUCCGAUGUUGUUGCCGCAGAUGAUCAGGUUGCCAUGCAGACGGUUGCUACGGACCCAGAGGAUGCAGGAAGUCUGCCGGAAUGUGCUGCGGCUGAUGCAGCUGCACCUGCCGCCACAGUGGAGCCCAUGGAGACAGAAUCUCUGAGGCUCCAGGAAGUGACAUCACAGUCCGGGGAUGAGCAGAAAGAGGAGAGAGACACACACACUCACACCACAGACACCGCGCAGACCCUCAGUGCAGAUACAGCAGAGCCCACACUGGAGAACACUGCAGCAGACGAGCCAAUGCAGACCCCCAGUGCAGACGCAGCAGAACCACUAGAACCCGUCACUGCAGCAGAACCAGCGUCACCCGUCACUGAGGAUGCAGCCGAGCAGAGGCAGACCUCCAGUGCAGACGAGACUCCUGCGCAGACCCUUCCUAAACACACAGCGGAGACUCACACGCCAACCACAGUAAACCCAGCAGAACCCACAGCUGAGUCUGCGCAGAUGGAGGAGUCAGAUGAACCUGAACCUGUGCAGAUCCUCAGUGCAGGAACAGCAGAGUCUGCGCAGACACAUGCAGCAGAGGAACCUGCGCAGACACAUGCAGCAGAUGAGGCUGAGUCUGCGCAGACUCUUACAGCAGAUACAGAGUCUGCGCAGACACGUAACGCUGAUCUAAAUGAGCCUGUGCUCAAGAUGAAUGCAGACCAAGCUGAACAUGUGCAGACACACAGUGCAGAUGACGCUGAGUGUGUGCAGACCCCGACUGCAGAGACCAUGCGCAUAUAUAAUGCAGAUGCAGAUGUACCUGCGCAGACAAUUCAUGCAGAUGAAGCUGAGUCUGUGCAGACGCCAACAGCAGAAACAGAUGAACCUGUGGAGACUGCUGAUGCAGAUACAUCAGAGCCUGCGCAGACGCUAACAGCAGAUGAAGCCGACUCUGCGCAGACACAUAUUGCAGAUACAGAGCCUGCGCAGACGCUAACAGCAGAUACAGUCAAGACACUUAAUGCAGACGAAGCCGAGCCAGUGCAGACUGUAGAUCAAGAUGAAACUGUGCAGAUGGUUGAUGCAGAUGAAGUGGAGUCUGCGCAGACGCUAACAACAGAAACAGAUGGAACUGCGGAGAUGGAUAACGCAGAGCCUGCGCACACACUGACAGCAAAUGAGGCCGAACAUGAGCUAACAGCAGAUGAAGCCAAAUCAGCGCAGACGCUAACAGCAGAUGAAGCCGACUCAGCGCAGACGCUAACAGCAGAUGAAGCCAAAUCAGCGCAGACGCUAACAGCAGAUGAAGCCAACUCAGCGCAGACGCUAACAGCAGAUGAAGCUGAAUCUGUGCAGACGCUAACUGCAGAUGAAGCCGACUCAGCGCAGACGCUAACAGUAGAUGAAGCCAAAUCAGCGCAGACGCUAACUGCAGAUGAAGCUGACUCAGCGCAGACGCUAACAGCAGAUGAAGCCGACUCAGCGCAGACGCUAACAGCAGAUGAAGCCAAAUCAGCGCAGACGCUAACAGCAGAUGAAGCCAAAUCAGCGCAGACGCUAACAGCAGAUGAGGCCGAACAUGAGCAGACACUUAAUGCAGAUGAAGCAGACUCAGCGCAGACGCUAACAGCAGAUGAAGCAGACUCAGCGCAGACGCUAACAGCAGAUGAAGCAGACUCAGCGCAGACGCUAACAGCAGAUGAAGCAGACUCAGCGCAGAUGCUAACAGCAGAUGAAGCUGAAUCUGCGCAGAUGCUAACAGCAGAUGAAGCUGAACAUGGGAAGACACUUAAUGCAAAUGAAGCCGAAUCUGCGCAGAUGCUAACAGCAGAUGAAAUCAAAACUGAUCGGAUGCUAGCAGCAGACACAGAUGAACCUGCGCAGACGCUAACAGCAGAAACGGCAGCUCCGCCCAGCAGCAGUGGAGAGCAGGAGUCUGCAGCAGCAGCAGCGGAGGAUGAGGAUGGUGAUGAUGAUGAGGAGGACACAAGAGUGAGCCGGACUCCACGCAGAGGAAGAUCAUCCAGAGCGGCUGAAGCUCCGCAGAGAGAAACACGCUCUGCUUCACAACCCAAAGAGGUGGAGCCAGCUGUGGAGGAGGAGCCAAAAGAGCAGAGCCGCAGGGGUCGACGCUCCGCAGCUCAGACUAGAGACACUCCAGCGGUGAAGCCUGCGCUGAAGAGGAAGAGGUCUGAUGAGGAGCUGAAGGAGGAUCCAGAACCCUCCGCUAAACACAGGAGAGACGCAGUGAGUCCAGCUGGAGAUCAGGAUGCCAGCAAAGCCAGUGAUGAAGAGGAGGAGCGCAAGGAGGAGGAGGAGGAGGAGACCACAGAGGACCAGCAGCGGAAACCCGCUCGCCGUGGACGACCUUCUAAAGCGUCCUCCGCCACUGAUGACUCGGACACUGGAGCCUCAGAGAAGAGAGAUGGGGAAAAAGAGGAAGAUGAAGAAGAAGAGAAGAAGAGUCGAGCGACGACCCGUGCUGCGUCACGUCUGGAGGCCGAGAGGAAUAAACCCAGCAAACCCUCGACACGAGCCCUGAGCAAACUGAGCAAAGAGGAGAACACACCACACACACGGUCUGUGAGGGGCCGUAAGCGUGACCCCAGCCCCCCAGUUUCUCGAACUCGUGGAGGACAGAAAUCUGAAGAUCCAGCAGCCAAACGAGCCAAACGAUGAGUCCAGCGCAGACAUCCCAUAAUACCCAUUUUAGUUAUCACUGUUUUAAGAUCUGUGUGUGUGUGUGUGUGUGUGUGUGUGUGUGUGUGUGUGUGUGUGUGUGUGUGUGUGUGUGUGUGUGUGUGUCCAAGCAGCUGAUGAUGAUCCAGUGAUGAGUGUGUAAAUACGACGUUCAUUUCUUAAACUCUGCUUUUUUAUGAGUGAUGCAAGUGUGUGUGUGUGUGUGUGUGUGUGUGUGUGUGUGCGUGUGCGUGUGCGUGUGCGUGUGCGUGUGUGCGCGCGUGUGCGCGUGUGCGCGUGCGCGCGUGUGUGUGUGUGUGUGUGUGUGUGUGUGUGUGUGUGUGUGUGCGUGUGCGUGUGCGUGUGUGCGCGCGUGUGCGCGUGUGCGCGUGCGCGCGUGUGUGUGUGUGUGUGUGUGUGUGUGUGCGUGUGCGUGUGCGUGUGCGUGUGUGUGCGUGUGUGUGUGUGUCAGCAGAGAGAUGCUCAUUCUGUGAAUGUCAUCAUUUUUCCAUGUGAUGUUUUUACCUUUCUAUGAUAAACUCCAGUGUGGAUCUGCUC
Molecule: messenger RNA, 5848 nt
Organism: Danio rerio (zebrafish)
Lineage: Eukaryota; Metazoa; Chordata; Actinopteri; Cypriniformes; Danionidae
Source: RefSeq, a predicted model, not a curated record